AUGGAUCAUACAAAUACAUCUUUGGAUGAUAUUCAAAUUGAUGAACAACACGAACAAACACAAGAAGAAUUAAAUGAAAACAAUGUUCAACCUCUCUCAAUCGCUCCAACAAUUGGAAUGGUUUUUGAAACUGUAAAUGAAGUGAAGUUAUUUUAUAGACAAUAUGCAAUAUCAAAGGGUUUUGGAAUUCGUACAAGGAGUUCAAGGAAGAACAACGAGAACGAAUUAUGUUACUUCAUGAUGGUGUGUUCUAGGGCUGGAAAAUAUGUCUCCGCCAUUCAAAAUGAAAUGACUGGACGUCCAACAUGUGCUAAUGACUGUUCAGCUCGAAUGAUUGUAUCAAAAAGAGAUGAUAAAUGGUACAUUUCAGGAUUUGAUGAUGUACAUACUCAUGAUCUUAGUCCAACAAAGUCCAGAUUGUUCCGAGGCAAUAAAAGAAUGAAUCUCAACGUCAAAAGAACUCUAGACUUGAAUGCCGAAGCAGGAGUUAGGAUUAACAAGAGUUUUCGUUCCUUGGUUUGUGCAACUGGAGGUUAUGAGAACAUGGAGUUUGUCGAACACGAUGUUAGAAAUUAUGUGGCCAAACAAAGAAGAGCCUUAUCAAAAGAUGAUGAUGCUAAGACACUCUUAAAUCAUUUCUCUUCCAUGAGAGAAUUAAAUAAGGAUUUUUUUUACGACAUUGAUGUGGAUGACGACAACCGCAUACUUAAUGUGUUUUGGGCUGAUGCACGAAGUAGGGCAGCUUGUGAGUAUUUUGGUGAUGUCAUUUCUUUUGACACAACAUACUUAACGAAUAAGUACGACAUGCCAUUUGCUCCUUUCGUUGGUGUUAACCAUCAUGGCCAAUCUAUAUUGUUAGGUUGUGGUUUGUUAUGUUCAGAGGACACAGAUUCAUUUGUUUGGCUAUUUAAUUCAUGGCUUCGGUGCAUGUCCAAUAGACCACCCGAAGGAAUUGUUACGGAUCAGUGCAAAGCAAUGAAGAAAGCCAUUUCUUUAGUGUUUCCUAACACUCGUCAUAGGUGGUGCUUAUGGCAUAUAAUGAAAAAAAUACCUGAGAAGUUACAGAGUUAUGCAGCUUACAAAGAUAUCAAGCGCGAACUUAAGCAAGUUGUGUACAAUUCUGAUUCAGUUGAUAAUUUUGUUUAUGGAUGGGAGAGGAUGAUAACAACCUUUUCACUUCACAAGAAUGAAUGA
Vigna angularis (adzuki bean) is the source of this 1194-nucleotide messenger RNA. RefSeq names its product protein FAR-RED IMPAIRED RESPONSE 1-like. The record is from RefSeq and is a predicted model, not a curated record. Bases 1 to 1194 code for a protein of 397 amino acids. NCBI's taxonomy places the organism in Eukaryota, Viridiplantae, Streptophyta, Magnoliopsida, Fabales, Fabaceae. The transcript has a single exon.